Emericellopsis atlantica is the source of this 1008-nucleotide messenger RNA. RefSeq lists its product as uncharacterized. Gene Ontology annotation, molecular function: protein kinase binding; cyclin-dependent protein serine/threonine kinase regulator activity. Gene Ontology annotation, cellular component: nucleus; cyclin-dependent protein kinase holoenzyme complex. NCBI's taxonomy places the organism in Eukaryota, Fungi, Ascomycota, Sordariomycetes, Hypocreales, Bionectriaceae. The record is from RefSeq and is a predicted model, not a curated record. The transcript has a single exon. Bases 1 to 1008 code for a protein of 335 amino acids. Gene Ontology annotation, biological process: regulation of cyclin-dependent protein serine/threonine kinase activity.
AUGCCUGGUGGUGUCUGCGCCGUCCUCGACUACGAUGUCGAGGUCAUGGCCGAAUACGUUGCCGACAUGGCGAUUAGGGUUGUCACCCCCGAGGCCACUGUGACACCGGGCUUUCGCAAGUUCGUGUCUCAGAUCCUGACAUCCACGCGCCUGCCUAGCACCACGAUCCUCCUCGGCAUGAACUAUCUUGCGAAGAGGAUCAAUUCCAUGAAGACCCAAGGCGCUUAUACGGCGACCGAGGGCCAAGUAUGGCGCUACCUCACGGUGUCUCUGCUUCUGGGCAGCAAAUUCCUGGACGACAACACUUUCCAGAAUCGAUCCUGGUCCGAAGUCAGUGGAAUAUCUGUCUCGGAACUCAACGCACUCGAAUUUGACUGGGUGCAGUCCAUGUCAUGGCGCUUGUACGUCAACCUUGACUUGAGCAAGGAUUACCAAGCUUGGCUGGAGAAUUGGAAGGAGUGGCAGCAAAACAAGAAGAGGCAGUUGCAAGCCUCUCGCGAGAGGGCGACGCCCCGUAUCCCUGCCAUCAACACGGAGGUCGGCCGAUAUCACGACGGUCGUCACUCUUCGUACUCGCGCUACGUUAAAGACCAAGCUGCGGAAAUUGAGCGCUACCAGACCGGCAAGGUCCACCAACAUGGUAGCUAUCAUUCACGAGACUCGGCCUGGUCCAGCAAUGCUUGGAGCGCGCCUCUCACACCCCCCGACUCUGGCUACGGUACCCCUGAGUCCUAUGGCAUGUCGGCAGUGUCGAGCAAUGCGCACUACAACGACUGGUUCUCUCAAGCCGCUGCUCAGUACAACGGACGCUUUCACCAGGCCCCUGCGCGCAAUCCUUUCUACUCGAGCCGCCCCCCUGCGUACAGUGCCCAUGGUUACACAUACAACCAGCACCAAAACAUCUGGGAGCAUGGCAUGGCUGAGUGUAACUGCCCCUCUUGCGCCGGCCCUCUCAAGGACGGCCCCUACUUCACAUCGCAUGGCUACGGUCAGCCUGUGAUGGGCUAG